AUGUCUAGUUACUUUGAUGAUUCUCCCCAUACGCCUGUUGACGACGUGCAAGCUUUCUACAAGCCAAGUGUCUCCCCGGGAGUAGACGAGGAAGACACUCUUCUUCAGGAGAAAAUACGAUUGCAAGCGGCCAGUAUAGCGGCCUUAGGGAUAAAGGAUACCUCAGAAGACAACAUAUACAAGACGGCAACAUUUGGCGGGCAAGCCGUUCACAGCGUUUCUGAAGCAGACAUGUUCAACUUCGACAGGGUGUUGCCUAAACAAUACAUCAGGUUCUACGAUUCAAAUCUCAGCGAAAUCAUGGAUUAUAUCUUUUCUUUAUACGAGCAGCAUUCGUCUCAGGCAAUUCUUCCUGCUGCCGUUGUGUACCAGUGUUUAAGAUACGCUGAGUCGAAACUAGAGUCUGCUGAGCUGGUUGAGUCUUUCUUGAACCUGUUUCUAACUAGACUAAGAGCUGUUACCAACACCAAGAGUGGAGUCAUGUCUGUUGAGACUUCCAGGAUGGACAUUGUGAUGCUGAGUUACUGGCUUUCUGCCGUCAACUCUUUGUAUUACUACCUGUACAGGGACACAGCUUGCAAGUUCUUCACCAAAUACCCUAAGAUAUUGCAAGAACUGGCCACAACUCUGCAGUCUCUGAUCACACAACUGGCAUUUGCACUCAACAACAGACUUGAGGCGUUUAUUGACCCAUGUUUAUUGGAGUAUUCGAGUGUUCCUGGUGUAAAGGACAUCAUCUACAAGAGCGAUUGGCAUCUGUUUCGUCCCCAGAAGAAUCACAAAACCACAUAUGAUGAAGUUCUGGAGAUGCUGUAUCCGCCCUCUAUCCAAGAGCAGAUGAAGCCAUCACCUUUGAAGAUUAUCCAGACCUUAGGCGCUCUGAUGUACGUUCUUGAGCUGCACCAUAUUAGUGAUGUGAUCAAGCAACAGACGUUUUCUGCAGUGUUGUAUUGGCUGGGAGCUACCAUAUUCAACAGAUUACUUGCAAACAAGGCGUAUUCGUCCAGGGCAAGGUCUCUGCAGAUAAGACUGAAUGUUUCGACCAUAGAGGACUGGCUCAGGUCAAAUGACUUCACACCUUACAAACCCUCCAAUAUCCACUUCAGCAGUCAGGAUUACCCCGAGUCGAUCGUUGGGUCCCAGAUUCGUCUCCAGAAUGUUGCACGUUUUAACAACGAUCUCAAGAACCCACUUGACGCCAGUUUCUUCUACAACUCGCUUUUCAAAAUAGGUAAGUACCACCUGACUCCUGCGAUUGAGCUACUGGAAUUCACACAAGUCAUGACCACUUUGGGAGAUCUUGAGACUUUGAACAAGACAGUAUCAAGCUUCACGGCAGUAGGUCCCACCCACCUUUUAGCCGUUGUCAAAAACUAUCGUUACGAAACAGAGGAGACCAAGUUUGCCAAAUUGUUAAAGAACGACCUGAAAGCUCUGAGUGCGAGCGGAAAGCUCAAGCUAUCGCAUGUGUUGUUCUACAGUGGGAAUGAAGACAAUUUGUUUUUGAAUGCCAGCCACAUCUUCCCUGUUGCUUUGCCCAACCUCCUAGAACUGCUGCAUCAACACGGGUUCGGGGUUGAGGCCUAUGAUCCAUCAACAGCCAAAGCUUUCCAGCCUAUGUUGCCCUUGGACGUGGUAGAUGCUAUUGACAACAUAUAUGACCAGCAAGAGAGCAGAGCGAGAGAGUAUGAAAGAUACGGUAACAACACCAGUGAAGAUGAGGAUGAAGGCGAAGAUGGCUCCAAGCCCACCGGGGCAGACGACAGCUUCAAGGGCACUGAGAUGUUCAAGGAGGUGAAGAUGCCUUCUGGUUUGGUCCACAAGACCUGGGAGAGAGAAAAUGAGGACGAGAUUAAUCCAUGGGCGUAA
This is a messenger RNA of Kuraishia capsulata CBS 1993, 1869 nucleotides long. RefSeq lists its product as uncharacterized. The record is from RefSeq and is a predicted model, not a curated record. The coding region runs from base 1 to 1869 and encodes 622 amino acids. The transcript has a single exon. Lineage: Eukaryota; Fungi; Ascomycota; Pichiomycetes; Pichiales; Pichiaceae. Gene Ontology annotation, molecular function: GTPase binding.